This is a messenger RNA of Punica granatum (pomegranate), 1560 nucleotides long. NCBI's taxonomy places the organism in Eukaryota, Viridiplantae, Streptophyta, Magnoliopsida, Myrtales, Lythraceae. The record is from RefSeq and is a predicted model, not a curated record.
UCUUUUCCAAGGGCACUCUCUUCAGAUGUCUCUUGGCAAGUUUGAAUGCAGUAUAUGCCUGAAGGACCGAUCUGGAAUUCACUAUGGAUGCUCAGAUCAGGCGUGCGAAGUGAAGCUUGACGUGCAAUGCGCACUGGAUGUUGACCGCUCCUUGAUAACAUUCGAUGGGCACAAUCACCCUCUCAUCUUCCUUGAGAAUUUCGAGGACUAUGCCAAGUGCAGCGCUUGCAAUAAGUACAAUAAGUCGCACUCGAUCUUCCAUUGCCCUGCCUGCAACUUCAAGCUCCAUUUACUCUGUGGUCCGCUCCCGUGUUACCUCAAGCAAGAAAAACAUCUAGAGAUGCUCGUGCUAAAGGAUACACAUAUAGGUGAUUGGGUCGUCGAUGAGUUUUACUGCGAUAGCUGCGAAGAACUGAGGGACCCACGAGAGUGUGUCUAUUACUGCGAACGUUGCAACUACUCUGCUGAAGUCAAAUGCAUUAUGCCCGAGCUCGUGCUUGCAUUGAUGGGGAAGUCUGGAGAUGUGGAGCUGAGGACAUUAGGCCGAUGGCCCCUUUCCGGUAAAGUCGCGAGCAGAGGCUUGUCGGCUGAAGAAAUACAUAAGUGUGACGCAGGAGAAGUGCCUAAAAAGACUGCAGUUACGUUGGGCUGCAUCUUGGAAUCUUUUACCGAAGGUGAGAAAAACGAGUUGGAUGUUAUUUUCGACUGCAAAGAAAAGUUGUUCGAAGAUUUGGGCGGAGGUGGAGAUACAAUCCUGGAUGCUUCUUUGGGUUCCAAUGAGGACUUCAUGCAACUCGUAGCGAGGCUGGAUUCCACUGGGCUAGCUCUUCUGAAAAAGAAGUGGGAUGCUGACAUUCCCUUCAUAAAAGUUGGAAAAGGAGACAAUCUGCUUCCAGAGAAGUUGGUCCGCGUGUACAAUGACUUGUAUCACGCGUAUGGAGAUCCCGGGGCUGAAUCAGGACUAAGUCCCCAGCUGAAGUCGAUCUUCUUUCUUCACUUGUGUCAGACAGUUGAGAGUAUGUGGGCAACUACGGUAUUAGACAUAACGGAAGAAGGGCUCGUCGACUGGUGGAUCUCUGUGAAGGCUGUGCGCAGGGCAGGCUUCAAGACCUGCUUUGUGGCCGAUGCUCUGAAGGUAGCAAUGCACGCUUAUUUUGGGAUUCGAGCUAAAACAUUUGAAGACAAUCUCACCCAUGAGAUCGAGCUACUGGAAGAGAAGAUCCGGGAGAAGAAAGCAUCGCAGGGAGGAAUUGAAUAUCUCGAGUCUAGAAGAUCUAGCACCGUCAGGGAAUGUAUGAGUGAAGCCCCGCCGUUGAUGUACAAGACAGCAAGUGAGGUUGUUCUUGGUCUCGGAUAAAUGCCGUAACUGGUUUUACAUGUAAUCCAGUUACCAUCCCUUUUGCGAUGUCCUUCAUGUUGAUAACAGAACAUCAAAACCGAAAUUAUUGUCUUCGUCCCAAUACCAAUCAGCUCCAUACCCUACAUUAUCUGUGAUCCCAUGACGAUCCUCGGGCCCUCUGUGAUUGACUUCUCAGGUCACGACCACCGGCUCUACCUGUG